Triplophysa rosa is the source of this 2880-nucleotide messenger RNA. RefSeq names its product regulator of chromosome condensation (RCC1) and BTB (POZ) domain containing protein 1 (gene rcbtb1). The coding region runs from base 208 to 1803 and encodes 531 amino acids. Lineage: Eukaryota; Metazoa; Chordata; Actinopteri; Cypriniformes; Nemacheilidae. The record is from RefSeq and is a predicted model, not a curated record. Gene Ontology annotation, molecular function: protein binding. The transcript has 12 exons.
CAACCGCAGGGAUCAGGAAACAAGUGCCUAUACGUUUCCUCACACAGACGUGAAAGCGCUUCCGUGAGAAAACUGUAUAACAAAUAUAAAUGCUAAAUGCGUCAUAUUAAACUCCCGUAGUCAUCAGGCACAGACAAACGCACUGGAAACACAUUUUGGGUCCCUGGCUUUAACCCCGCCCAUCGCUUCAUAACGAGGAGUGUUGCCAUGGUGGAUGUUAGUAAGUGGCCUCUCUUCACCCUGUUAAACACGCAGGAGAUCACCUCCAUACGUAAGGCAUGCAUCUUUGGAACAUCUGCAAAUGAGGCCAUUUUCAUCACCCAUGAUGAUGAAGUGUAUGUUUUGGGUAUGAACUGCAGUAAUUGUCUUGGCACUGGAGACAGUCAAAGCACUAUUGUCCCUAAAAAGCUAGACGGUCUGAACGGGAAAAAGGUGGUCAGUCUGAGCUAUGGCAGCGGACCACACGUUCUGCUAGUGACCGAAGAGGGCGAGCUGUAUGCAUGGGGGCAUAAUGGAUACAGUCAACUGGGCAAUGGAACGACCAAUCAAGGUGUUUCCCCUGCCCUGGUGUCUACUAACCUGCAGAACAAGAGGGUGACUGAGAUUGCCUGUGGAUCUCAUCACUCUUUAGUUCUGACCCAUGAGGGUGAGGUGUUUGCAUGGGGCUACAACAAUUGCGGUCAGGUGGGUUCAGGGUCCACCGCCAACCAGCCAACGCCCCGCAAGGUGACCAACUGUCUCCAGAACAAAGUGAUGGUCAGUAUAGCCUGCGGACAGACCUCCUCUAUGGCUGUGGCGGAUAAUGGUGAGGUUUACGGGUGGGGUUACAAUGGAAACGGCCAGCUGGGGUUGGGCAACAAUGGGAACCAGCUGACACCAUGUCGCUUAGCUGCACUGCAAGGCCACUGUGUACUGCAGAUUGCCUCAGGUUACGCUCAUUCUUUAGCACUGACAGAUGAAGGCCUGUUGUUCGCAUGGGGGGCCAACACGUACGGUCAACUGGGCACUGGCAACAAGAGCAAUCAGCUCAGCCCCGUCCAAGUCAUGACUGAGAAAGAAAGGAUCGUAGAGAUAGCCGCCUGCCAUUCAACGCACACCUCUGCGGCGAAGACCCAGAGCGGUCAGGUGUACAUGUGGGGCCAGUGCCGCGGACAGCCAAUCGUACUGCCACACCUCACGCACUUCACCAGCACGGAUGACGUGUUCGCCUGCUUCGCCACACCCUCUGUGAUGUGGCGGCUGCUCACCAUGGAGCAUGAUGACUUCCUUACUGUGGCCCAGUCCCUUAAAAAAGAAUUUGACAAUCCAGAGACGGCUGACCUCAAAUUCAGCAUCGACGGGAAGUACAUCCACGUCCAUAAAGCUGUCCUGAAAAUCAGGUGUGAGCACUUCAGAUCAAUGUUCCAGUCUCAUUGGAAUGAAGAUGUGAAAGAAGUGAUUGAAAUCGACCAGUUCUCUUACCCGGUGUACCGUUCUUUUCUGGAGUUUCUUUACACAGACAGUGUGGAUCUUCCUCCGGAGGAUGCCAUCGGAUUGCUGGACCUGGCAACCUCGUAUUGUGAAAACCGUUUGAAAAAGUUAUGUCAGCAUAUCAUCAAGAGAGGCAUCACGGUGGAGAACGCUUUCUCCCUGCUGUCUGCCGCCAUCAGAUAUGACGCUGAGGAUCUAGAGGAGUUCUGUUUUAAAUUCUGUGUCAACCACUUGACCGAGGUCACGCAGACAGCUGCCUUCUGGCAAGUCGAUGGCAACAUGCUGAAGGAGUUUAUCUGCCGAGCCAGCCGCUGUGGAGCCUUCAAAAACUGACACCCACCAUGAAUCCUUCCGUUACCCAUCUUGACAGACAGAGGGCGCUGUUACAAAAUAUUUACUGUUAAGUUCUCACCAUAGGCUUUAAAGACAGACGGGUCAAUGUUUGUGUUAAUCUCAGUACAGUGGAGGAAAGUGCACAGCUUUGUGACCCGCAGACCGAUUGGCCUUACAAGGUUUAGUAGAGUUAGGGUUAAGACCACGUCUUUCUGUCAGGCACAAUACAGGGCACCUUCCUGCAGUGGGGUUCCAUUCUAAUAUGCUACCAUUUUCUGAAAAAGAUUUUCUCUUAGUAGAGAUAGAAACAGAAUGUUCCUGUUAAAGUUCAAAUGGUUCGCUAAAGGCGACGUUGCCUGAAAACUUUCAAGUGCUGCUGAUGGUUGUAGUGUUUGUGUAAUACACUACAAGGAUGGAGGGAGAUUAUAACUUGUAUUACUAAGACAUGCACUACUGAAACCCAUACAAUUUAUUUUGUCUUUUAUAUUAAUUCAGGGGUGUUGUAAGUCAUUAAAUGUUUAUUUUUCUUGAUAUGGUGCAGUGCAUCGAAUAUAGUGUUUUCUUUAUAUUUAAUAUGCUGAUGUUAUGUUAAUGAAUAAUAGAUAAAUAAGUUUACUUGCUUAACGUUGUUCUGGGCAUUUUAGGUUUUAACCUUUGGACUGUUUGCUAUUGCUUGGUUUAGGAACACAGCUGACUUAGCUUUGGAGUAUUAAAACAGCGUGUAGAACAGAUAUUUACAAAUUAUUGCACACGAGCAGUCUAAUGUUUAAAGUUUUCUAACAUAAAAGAGUAUUAUUUUUCGUUGCACUAAUAAAGCUGUAAUCGUUUUCAAGGGGUUGUUCAUAUAGGAUCACCAUGGCAACAUUUUGAUAGGUGUGAAAUGUUAGAUCCCAUCAUAUAAAUGCCUGUAGUUUGCUUUUCUGUUACAUAUUAACCAGCUAUAUUUUUUUGUCAUGUACAUAUUGUACAGUUUUUGCAUUAGUUUUGUAAGACAACCCGCACACAGCGUGUGCCACAGUUUCUCUUGUAUGUUACAAUAAGCAUGUUUGCUUAAAGGUAAAUAAAACUUUUCUCAUA